Molecule: messenger RNA, 2367 nt
Organism: Melanotaenia boesemani (Boeseman's rainbowfish)
Lineage: Eukaryota; Metazoa; Chordata; Actinopteri; Atheriniformes; Melanotaeniidae
Gene: nkd2b
Product: NKD inhibitor of WNT signaling pathway 2b
Exons: 10
Coding region: 248-1627 (459 amino acids)
Biological process (GO): negative regulation of Wnt signaling pathway
Cellular component (GO): cytoplasm
Molecular function (GO): calcium ion binding
Source: RefSeq, a predicted model, not a curated record
AAAGUCUGAAGGCAGACACGGCGAGUGCGCUCCGUCUCCCUCAUCGAGCAUUUUACAGACUUUCCGUCUAUGGUCUCAUUUACAAUCGAUCCUUCAAUGAAUGAGCAAUUCAAUCACCCGCCUUUGGAUGAAGUUGGAAUUUUCUUUUUGCAAAAAAAAGACAAUGUGACCAUGUAGAACAAGUGACUGUUUUAUCCCUGUCGGAUUUCGGACUACCUUUACUGAUCCAAGGAAGAGGCACUUAAGAAUGGGCAAACUUCAGUCAAAACAUGCGUGCAAGCGCAGGGAAAACCCUGAAGGAGACAGUUUUGUCGUGAACGCCUUCCUCCGAAGAGGGAUGGAGGAAUGUGAGAGGUACAGCGCAACAGAUCAUAAGAUGAAGAACAUGCAGGAGUUUCCAAAUGGUGAGCUGAAGGAAGGACAAUUCGCAGAUCAACAUUGUCCUCUGGAGGUGGUUCUUCCUCCAGAGAAAGCAGAGGGCUGUGAAAGCUACCUGCAGUACCUACACUGCGAGGACGGAGAAAAAGAGGCUAUCAGAGAUGCCACCAAAGCUUCGGGGAAGAAACGCAUAAGCCUAGAUGACCUGGAGUGUGACAUUUCUGUUGAGGAUGACAACCGACAAGAGUGGAUCUUCACUCUUUAUGAUUUUGACAACAGUGGGAAAGUUACUAAAGAGGACAUGUCGAGUUUAAUGCACACUAUAUAUGAUGUGGUGGACGCCUCUGUGAACCACUCCUGCCAUAACAAGAGCAAGACUUUGCGUGUCAAACUGACUGUCACUCCUGAACCAAGGUGCUUCAGAAGAGAAACAGGAGCAGAUCGUAGUCACCAGGAGGAGGGUCGCUCAUCCGACAAACGGCUGUCCUCCUACAUCAGCAGCAGGGGGCAGAACAAUGAGCCACCUGCCACUGAGGGUCAACAUUACUGUGUGGAUGAGAACACAGAGAGGAGGAAUCACUACCUGGACCUCGCUGGUAUUGAGAACUACACAUCUAGAUUUGAAGGAAACACCCCUGUCUUCCCCCCUCAGGAAGCUCAUGGUCGGGGCUCACAAAGCCAGAGUCGCUCACGUUCCCAGGAGCCGGAAGCCCAAGUUGUUCACCAGCGGCGUUCACAGGUCAUCAGUGAUAGCUACAACCCUGCAGAAGCUCGAAGCAAAAGUACACAUUUCCUCAAAUCCCCUAAAGGAACCUACAAGGGGAGUGCUGGGAAUAAUGGGGGCACUGGGGGUGGCAAAUCCACUAAAUGCCAUGGCUACCAUCCUCUUUUGCAAUCAAUGCUGCAUAGUAGCAGUGGUGCAGGCCACGGAGGUCAGGAUGUCUAUCACAUGCCCCAUCAAGCUCAACCCUCCAGCCACCACCAGCACCCUUUGCAAUACAGUCACAGUAAACGCCUGAGGGCCAAAGCCCGUGAGGCUCUGUCCCCGUCCAAAACCCCUCUGCCACCUCAGUCACACCCUCAGCAGCAACCCCCAGUGCCCUCUGUACUGCCAAGCCUGGAGAGAGAGCAAGCGUCGGGCCCUCCUGGUAGCCCAGGAUUUGUGGUUCCUAUGGUCCAGCGCCAUGAGCAUCACCAUCACCACGAACACCACCACCACCACCACUACCACCAUUACCACCAGACAUGACAGCCUUUAGUGUGCAGUGACUAAAACUGUACAGGACCAACCACAACCAACCACACCAGUCUGAAGGACUUAAGUCAUCCAAUGGGAAUGUCUCGUGCUCUGAUCAGGAUCUUUUUAUUCUCCUCCUGCAAGCUAUACAGAUAUAUCCUGAGAUUAGGUGUACUAAUGAAACAUGUAGUGUGAUGGAAGAUGUUACUGGGCCAGAGGGAUGUUAUUGUGUAGUACCAAAAUUGCUGCACAGUUUUUCAGUGUUUCUGUAGAUUUUCUGCUGAAAUGGCUGCACUCCUUACACACAUUCAUCAAGGGAAUCAAUACAGAGAGGAGCAGAUCAGAUAACUUUUGAUGUGUCCCCUUAUCUCCUCGUAAGUGUUUUAUUAAAGUUCUACAAGCUACAUUAUAUGUUGGAAUAAUCGUGUUGCUCUGUGUGAGACCUUUCCAAAACACGGAUCUCAGGUGUAAAGGUGCUGCUGCUCUCAAGCUUUUCACAGAGGCCUCACUCUUAUGGAGCCUGCUGUGGACUGAGGGAUUUCCUGUUUGGGGGUCAGGGGGGGAUAUGCAAUCACCACUGCCAAUUUUAAUGCAAAAAUAUCUUGCUAUAUGUAUAAAAAAAUCUAUAUAUGUAAACACAUUUUACUGUAUAAUUAUUAUACCCUAUAUGCAUAUUUCAUCGUGGAUAUAAUUAUGCAUAUAUAUGAAUUUUGUCUUUUAUAUAUUUUAAUAAACAUUAUAUAGUUCAUUUA